AUGGUAAUGAUCUCGAUGCCUUCAACCUACUGGUGUUACAGAUGCAGCCGAUUUGUCAGGGUCGGAACCCAAGAUUCCAUCAAUUGUCCAGAUUGCAACGGUGGGUUCGUCGAGGAGAUCGAAACCCCCUCUCGAUCUUCGCUCUCUGAGUCCCGAAGACGUCGUUUCCCCGCAGCCGCCAUGUACAUGGUGCGAACUCCUGAAUCGGGCCCUGGUUCCGGGUCGUCUUCAAGCCCCAGGCUGAGAAGAAGUCGCAGGAAUGGUGGCGAUCGCUCACCCUUUAAUCCGGUUAUUGUUCUUCGUGGGCACAACGAUGGAGGAGCUGGAGCUGGAGCUGGAGGCGGUGCCGCUCCUGGAGGUGGCUUUGAAUUGUAUUACGAUGACGGAGCCGGGUCGGGUUUAAGGCCGUUGCCUGCGAGCAUGUCAGAGUUUUUACUUGGGUCGGGGUUCGACAGGUUGCUAGAUCAGUUGGCUCAAAUUGAGGCAAAUGGGAUUGGAAGAAUAGAUAAUAAUCCGCCUGCAUCCAAGGCUGCUAUUGAGUCUAUGCCCACUGUCGAGAUUAGUGACCAACACAUAGCUAUUGAAUCGUACUGUGCUGUCUGUAAAGAGGCCUUUGAUUUGGGGAGCCAGGCUCGGGAAAUGCCCUGCAAGCAUUUGUACCAUCAAGAUUGUAUUUUGCCCUGGCUUUCGUUGAGAAACUCGUGUCCAGUUUGUAGACAUGAAUUGCCAACUGAUAAUGAGAAUGUUAAUGGUAAUCGUGAUGCAAGUGAAGUGAAUAGAGGAACGAACGAGGUUGGAAAUGAUGAUGAGACGGUUGGACUGACAAUUUGGAGACUGCCCGGUGGUGGGUUCGCUGUGGGGAGGUUUUCUGGAGGGAGAAGAGGUGGAGAGAGAGAGUCGCCUGUUGUGUACACAGAGAUGGACGGUGGAUUUACUAAUAAUGGGGUGCCAAGGAGGAUUUCAUGGGGUUCUAGAGGGAGCGUAUCUAGGGAGAGGGGUGGAUUGAGAAGGAUUUUGCAUAGUUUGUUUGCAUGUUUUGGUAGAGGUGAAUCUUCCACUUCUAGUUCUAGCUCGGACUCUAGAAUAAGCCGGAGGAGUGGCUCAUUGUCAUCAGUUUUUAGCUCCGCAUCAAGACGGCGGAGAGGAUGGGGUUUUGAAGUUAACGAUGGAGGCGACCAGAGAUGGUAGUCUGUCAGGUGGUUAAUAACCUUAGAUGGAGAAUGUAGGUGGAAAAAGUAGACACGGAGAUGAAGGAACAGAGGAGAAUGAACUCCUACAAUUGAGAGGUAUCUAAUGGUUGGACUGGAUUCUGGGAACUUGGGAUAGAAGCUACCCAGCCUUGUGUGUCAAACUGCUUUUGAAUUUAUAAGUCCCUUAUUUUCCUUUUAUUCCUCUAUCAUAUUUGUGCAAUAUGUAGCUACCUUUGGUAAUGCUAUGUUAUAUCCAAUUCUGUAAGUUAAUUUCUAUGCCUAUGAUGCUUAACGAGUAAUGAAUCAUUUUUUGAUGGACAUAUAAUUGGCAGGCAGGUUUAUUU
Molecule: messenger RNA, 1534 nt
Organism: Sesamum indicum (sesame)
Lineage: Eukaryota; Viridiplantae; Streptophyta; Magnoliopsida; Lamiales; Pedaliaceae
Product: putative E3 ubiquitin-protein ligase RHC2A
Biological process (GO): protein ubiquitination
Cellular component (GO): cytoplasm
Molecular function (GO): ubiquitin protein ligase activity
Source: RefSeq, a predicted model, not a curated record